Molecule: messenger RNA, 7548 nt
Organism: Podarcis raffonei (Aeolian wall lizard)
Lineage: Eukaryota; Metazoa; Chordata; Lepidosauria; Squamata; Lacertidae
Gene: ST3GAL1
Product: ST3 beta-galactoside alpha-2,3-sialyltransferase 1
Exons: 9
Coding region: 1492-2523 (343 amino acids)
Molecular function (GO): beta-galactoside (CMP) alpha-2,3-sialyltransferase activity
Source: RefSeq, a predicted model, not a curated record
UUCCACAUUCUCUCUCUCCUGCCAGAUCAGCCGAGGGCUCUGCUCGGUCGAUGUUUUAAAAGCACCGAUACACACACACACGCCCUCCCGCUGUCCUUCUCUCUCGGUCCCCGCCUGCGAGCGAGGAGGAGCCUGCGCUGCGCCCCUCGCCUGUGCGUUUUUGCGCGCUCGCUCUCUCGACGUCUGUCUGCCUCCCUCUCCCAUCCACGUGGCUUUCUCGGGGAGGGAGCGCUAUAUUAGGAAGGGAGGAAGGAAGAAGCCGAGGCAGCGCUUGGGGAGUGCAUUGUUGCUGCUGCUGCCGCCCCGGGAACGAGAGCGAGGGGAGGAGAGCAGAGCAGAGCAAGAGGAUCCCCCCUCCUUGGCUAGGAUUGGGGAGGUGCCUCCGUCGUGGCUCGGCGGCGGCGGGUACUUUGGAAGGACAAAGGAGGAGCAGGAGGAGAAGGCGGCGUGCAAAGGCGAUGAGAGCUGCCGGGAAGCAGCAGCAGCAGCAGCAGCGGCGGCGCCAGCAGCCUCUCCGGACGCGGUGAGUGCCCGGCGGCAUUGAGCGCCAGGGAUCUCUCCUUCCCGGAUCCGCCGAGAAAGGAGGAGAGGCGGGGAAAGGGACUCUCGCAUCGGCGGGACGAAGAAUACAUCAACAUUCAACAGAGAUGUUUUAGUGCAGAGGGACGAGACUACAUCUGCCUCCUCUGGAUGCUGCAAGAUCUACGAAGACCCCCAGUCUGCGCCCACAUCACCUCUGCUGCAGAACCGCAUAUUCACCGGAGAAUAGAGCGAAAUUGGAGAGCGGCUUUGGCAAAAACAAGGGGAAGAAGCGGUGACCUGCCGUGGCAGGAGAAAAUCCAUCAACAGUGCGCCCAGUGUUCGGAAAAGCAGCCAAGUGAAAGAGGCUGGCAAGGUAGAAAAAAAAGGAGUUUCAGCAUCGUAACAUGGACGAGACUUUUGACUGCCAGCUGCCUGGAACGACAACCUUUGAAUGAGCUAAUCAGCGGCCCUAAUGAAAUAAUUUCCAGAGGAAAAGUGAUUUUUUCGCCCUUACUUAAAGCCUUUUUUUCAUUUAAGGUCUCUCUUCCCACACAGCAAAGAGGUGGGUGGGGGAGUGUUCCUUGACAUUGUUAAUAAUUUCCUCCCUCAAACUGCCGGGGUGGCAAAAAAAGAAACAGAAAAUUGCAGUUGUUUGCUUUCAUUAAACCUUUGGAGGAAUUAGCAGCUGCUGGAGGAGAGCUGAAGGAAAAAAGAGUUGUGAAGGUGGAUGGAUGGAGCCUUUUAUUUUUCUCAUAAAAGGAGAUAAAAGAUGAUCAGGGAUUCAGUCCGGUUUCAGUCGCUCCAGGACAUAGUAAUGUGGGCUGUUCCUUUUGGACAAUAAAGGCAAUUAAGCUACUGUUUGCAGCCUAAACAGAGCCCUGGAAGGAAACCUCCGCUUUUGCUUGCCUCAGCCACUGGCGUUUCACUCGGGCAUCCGGGCUAAGGAGGAGGCGGCGGCAGCGGGUCAAGAUGCUGGCCAUCAGGAAGAGGGGCUUCAAGAUGUUUACUCUUGCCUUAUUGUUUGUCAUCACCAUCACGUCGUUCUUGCUGAACUACAGCCACAACACGGUCAUGGUCGCCUGGGACCCCAAACAGCUCGUCUACCAGUUUUCGGAGCAGUUUCGGAGACUGAUGAAAUAUUCCCGGAGGCCUUGCAGCUGCCGCACGUGCAUUUCUGAAGAGGGGGUCUCGCUCUGGUUCGACGACAGGUUCAACCAAACUAUGCAACCCUUCCUGACCACACAGAAUGCCUUCAUGCCCGAAGACAGCUACAAGUGGUGGCUGAAGCUGCAAGGGGAAAAGAACCCCAAGGGUUUAAAUGAGACCAUCCAGGAGCUGUUUGAGCUCAUCCCUGGAGACGCGGACCAGCUCCUGGAGAGAAGCAGUUCGCGAUGCAGGCGGUGUGCCGUGGUGGGGAACUCGGGUAACCUCAAGCAGUCGCAGUACGGCCAGGAGAUCGACAACCAUGACUUUGUGUUCAGAAUGAACAAAGCCCCCACAGCCGGCUAUGAGUCUGAUGUCGGCAGCAAGACGACCCACCACUUUGUCUACCCUGAGAGCUACAAGGAACUGGGCGAGAACGUCAGCAUGAUAGUCAUCCCGUUCAAGACCCUGGACCUUCGCUGGGUCAUCAGCGCUCUCACCACAGGGACCAUCAACCACACAUAUAUUCCAGUGCCACGCAAAAUCAAAGUCAACAAAGGCAAGAUCCUGAUUUAUCACCCCUUCUUCAUAAAAUACGUUUAUGAUAACUGGCUGCAUCAUCAUGGGAGAUACCCUUCAACAGGCUUCCUGUCAGUUAUAUUUGCUCUUCACAUCUGCGAUGAGGUGGACCUUUACGGCUUCGGAGCCGACAGCAAAGGGAACUGGCACCACUACUGGGAAAACAACCCAUCAGCCGGGGCUUUCCGCCAGACGGGCGUCCACGACGGGGAUUUUGAAUCCAACGUAACGUUGACUCUUGCCUCGGUCGACAAAGUACGCUUUUUCAAGGGCAGAUGACCCCGGUCACGGGGAGCGCUGUGAUUUCUGACUUAUGGGGAAUACAGAGACUUUUGCCGAAACAAAAGGGGUCUCGGAGUUGACUGUAUCUCACGCCUUAGCCAACAAAGCCAGGAACGACCGCCGGGUUGCAGAUUGCAAGCGGCAUUGCUGGGUUCCCGAGAUUUCUUUACCGUUUGAAGGAUGCGGGAGGAUUCCUCUUCCUGCUUCGUCACUCUCCCUUUCGUGAGACAUUUCCACUCUGUAAAUCUUGCCUUGUGCAAGUUAAAGGAAACAAAAGUUAGAUCCCGACGCCCAACCCCCUUUCGUCUUUCUGAGAACGCAUAUCUUGAGCUUUCAUUUUCUCUGGGACCGAAAACACAGCGAAAGAGAUGCUGGAUUUCAUUCCUGACAACAGUGGAUGUGAAACACCCUCUCCGUUCACAAAUUACCUCAAAAAGGAGCUAAUUCUGUUUUUUAUCUUCUCCCAGGAGCUGCGUCCUUGCAAGACCUCCGAGCUCCCAUACUGCAUUAUGAUCAAGUGUGCAUUUGUCACCAGCCGGCAAAAAUUGGCACCAGCUUUCGCUGAGAUUCCUGCAUUGCAGGGGGUUGGACUAGAUGGCCCUUGGGGGUCUCUUUCAACUCUAAAAUAUUAUGAUUCCAUUAUUCCAUUUGCCAAGAGCUGGGAAUUUUGAAUGAAACACUUUCCAGUUAUUACUGUGGAUUUUCCCCCCUGUGUGAAAUGUAUUUGCUCUUCUUCAUAGCCAUAAUUAAGGAGGGAAAAGAUUUUUUUGGGGGGGGUUGAAUAUGAAGAUAUAAGAAGCUGGAGUAAACUAGUCACUAUUGUUUACCUUUUAAAAAUGUCUUUCUCGCCGCUUCUGAGCUUUCGACUCUGCUACCAAUCAGAGAAAUGAAGUUAUUUUUAUAUCUCUAUAAAUUUUUGUCAUUGACAUGUGCCUUUCUGAAAUAUCAAGAAUACAAAAGGGAGAGUCGUUUUGUCUUGUUCGGCUCUCACCGAGACUGAAAUCCCUCGAUUAAACCUUUUUUACAUAUAUAUAUAUAUAUAUAUAGGGAAAUAAUUGACCAAAGUUCAACGCUACUUACCGUCAUCGGUUUUUUUUAUCGACAGCUUUCUUCAGUCUACUUGAAAGGUUCGCGAGCAACAGUCAUGUUUCAGUUUUGUUUAUGAGAGAGAGAAACGUUUUUGCCUUAUUUUAAAAUAAUGUGGGUUUUUUAAUUUAAAAAAGAAGAUAUUUUUUUUUGGCUUCUAUUUUUUACUUCUGUAGUAGGUGGCUCCUGUGUGAAAUUGUCCUGAAAUGGAAGGAAAUUGUCUCCACCUCAGGAGGAUAUUGUUCAAGGGCUACAUCGGAGGAGUGAGCAGAAUCAAGAUGUGAGAUCCAUGGCCAGGGAAUGGGAUUACUUGGGAGUAAGUCCCCAGCGAACUCCAUGCAGCUUACUUCUGCGCAGGCAAGCAAAGGAUCGCACCGUCAGGAACCUUAUAAAGAAUGAAAAGAGGAAGGGAUGAUCUCCACAGUUGACAAGGCCCUUAAGUGAAGGUGACUGGAAGAGAUUGGUCUGGAACGUUGUAGAAAGCAUCCUCUUCCGGAGAAUGAAGUGAGGGGAAGCCAUCCUUAACAAAGCAUUUGCCACAGGAACUAAUUGUGAGACUGUUAGGAAGACGGCCGUGUGGCGGUUUCAAGAAAAUGGUGAUGGGCAGAUCCACGUUAAAGUCGCCUCGUGGCGCUGGUCAUGGGACCUCUUGAGGGGAUGUUGGGGGGGCGGUCACAGUGAUUCUUUGUCCUGAAAAUCCAGAUGGUUAUGCUACCUUCUUAUUUCCUUUUAAAAUAAAUAAAUAGUGUGUAUCUAUUUUAAUUGUCCCUAUAAAAAGGAGAGAGAAACCCUUUCUGAAAAACUCUCCGAAAUAUCUCGUACAAGGCUUUUUAGUUCUUACGGGCAACCGACAUCUGAGAAUAAACACAAUUAUUAUUUUUAAAUAAAUAAGAAUGCAUAAACCAGCUGUAUUUCAGCAGGAAGGGGACGACGUGGGGAUCAGGAUGGUUGCUUUUUCCUCAAAACAAGAGCGGCCAGAUUUAAGGACGUCUUUUGAAAACUUGCCAUUUGACCCUUAGCCCCAGUGGGUUGCCGUCGUUAAUUUCGCGGCGCAGGUGUAGUUCGAAACCUGUUCGAAACGAGUGCCGCAGCAAGGAUAUUAUUGUCUGCCCCAGAAUCGUUUAGAUUCCCUGGCAGGGUUGCCAGUUCCUUUUGCCCGCCUCUGCGCCUGUGCCUUUCACAGCAACAUGAUCCGCAAGCGGCUAAUUCUUAUCUCCACAUUGUGGGAAGCGUCGCCUGCAGAUCAGGGUCGCUGCUCAAAAUGCACAAGAGCAGGCCAGACUGCCCCAAUUAAUUGGGAACCCUAUUUUACAGACUGGAAAUAAUGUUGUUUUUUUCAACAUCGUACUCUGAGCUUAUAGGGUCGGAACAACAUCCGAAUAAAUCAAUUUAUAGUUAGCACCCGAGGAGGACUGAGCUCAGAGGCACUUGAGAUGCAUGUGAAAGAUUCUAGUUUCAGUCCCUGAUGUCCCGUCCCCCUUUAAAAGGAAGUCUGGUUCAUCAUUGCAUGAGAUCUGGAAAAACCUUCUUCCCUGCAAGGACAGAAAGAACUGAGACACAUGGCUUGGCUUCGGGUGGUGCACUUACCCUGAGCACAAUCUGGGACUGGGUCAGAAUUGUGAAAUAGGCUUAAUUUAUUCCUUGUUCCAGGACGCGAGUGGCGCUGUGGGUUAAACCACAGAGCCUAGGACUUGCAGAUCAGAAGGUCGGAGGUUCGACUCCCCACGACGGAGUGAGCUCCCGUUGCUCGGUCCCUGCUCCUGCCAACCUAGCAGUUCAAAAGCACUUCAAAGUACAAGUAGAUAAAUAGGUACCACUCCGGUGGGAAGGUAAAUGGCGUUUCCGUGCGCUGCUCUGGUUCACCAGAAGCGGCUUAGUCAUGCUGGCCACAUGACCUGGAAGCUGUACACCAGCUCCCUCGGCCACUAAAGCGAGAUGAGCGCCGCAACCCAGAGUCGGUCACGACUGGACCUAAUGGUCAGGGGUCCCUUUACCUUUACCUUAUUCCUUGUUCCAGUAUUUUGAGGGGGUUUUUUCAAUCAAGUAUGUGAAUAUAUGUAUUGUGUUUCUUUUAAAAAGAAAGAUAAAAAGUUCUAGGUUGGUAGGGAGAAUGAAAACAUAUGGAGUAGCGAAGGAAGGCAGUAAUGAAGGAAGGAUAGAAAGUGGAAGUUCGUAGGAAGGAGAAGAUCUGCUUUGAGCGCACAGGUGUCCCGACCACAGAACGUCCCUGUAAAUGUCUGAGCAGGCAGAAAUGCUUAUGGGUUUUCUCACUUAGCCAUGAGGGCUGCAGGUUGUGUGUUUGUGUGUGUUAGCAACCCCUGCUCUCUAGUCAGGGGCAGGGACUGCACUGUCCUCACUCAGUCUCAGUGAGAGCUCAGAUUGAUGCCUUUGUUUCCCACAAGCCAGGGAGACAUCCAACAGGGAAAGCUUUCCCUAAGCUCCCAAAUGUUGUGAUGAGAAGCAGCUUCCCCGGUUGGAUUUCUGCCUGUCCUGGUGGAAGAAUCCCUGCCAGAAGGCGGAGACAAACUGCUACCCUUAGCCCAAUCAAACUAUUCACCAGCCCACCUCAGCAGAGCUUGGAGCAUAAGAACAUAAAUAAAAUGUUCUCAAAAGAGCUGCUUAUUUGGUUAUCCUCCAUAAUGUUUUCUUCUUCUUCCGGAACCUGUGGUAUUAUUUUUUUAAGGAAAGAAAUCACUCUUAAGAAACUUGUCGGCUUAUCAUUUUUAAAUCAAGGUGUGUUUGUUGAGUGGGUAUAAUUUCUCCCCCUUCUCCCUUCCCUAUUGGGUCGUGUCACUGCUUUUUGCAGAAUUCUCUUCUGCGUUCUGCUUAUACUUCUGGCGUCUGAUUUGGCAAGGCUGCAAGUUCCCAAGCAACUUAGGCGCACGUACCCAAAAAUCCCUUGCUUCGAUAUUUGAGCCUUUAAAAAACAGGGCUUUGGGCAUUGUUUGGAGAUGGACUCUCAGCAAGCAGGUCCAGUGGUCACAGACCAGCCCUGCUUUAAUGGGUGAGAUUCUUUGUCCAGUAGCUUUCGUGAGCGUUCAGAAAGUGCAUCUUCUCCGCUUGGCUGAGAAGAAGGCGACAUUGUCUCUGUUUACCUCUAGGCAGCAAAGCCAGCAUUUCUCACUUUUCUGAUACCAGGUGAUCAGUGAUUUAUUGAUUAAAAAUGGAAGCUAAUAUGACAGUCAAAAUGACAAGGGUUUUCUCAUUUUCCAGCAAAACUCUAGUAACCAGUAACACUCUAUAGCUGUCUUCCUGCUAUGAUCACAGCGAGGGUUACCAACUUUAUAUAUAUAUACACCUACUUGUGCUCUUGUGCCUUUAACAACAACUUGAACUGGAGGUAGUGGGCAGAUGCGCUGAACUCAAUUGCCUAAUUUAAAUCCAUUUCAACAGGGUCUGCCUGAGCUGUUGGCUGCAACCUUCCAUUCUGCGCAGAAGCUUUUACCCACCAAUUAUUUUGAAGGUGGAGCGGGUGUUAAAGGCGGAGGAGCAGGCCUAGAUAGGUUUCCUGAUCAUUUGGUGACCUUAAUCACAGAAAUGUCGGUGGGGGCAAGGGUCAGGUGCCAGACCCUGCAAGCUCCCCUUUUGAGGAAAGAACUGUAGCUCAAAAGUAGAGCUUUGCAUACAGAAAUACCUGGUUCAAUUACUGGUGUUGCCCAAUAGCGCUGAAGUAUCCCUGCUAAAUUAUCUUUUUAAAGUAUUUAUGUGUAGGUGUGGGUGUUUUGAGCAAAGCCAAAUUUCUUUGACACUUGUCUCCAGGGUUGUCGUCAAAGUCUUCUUUCUAUCUAUCUUUCUUUCUUAUACUACUCUUUAUAUGAUCACUUUUCUCUCUCCAAAUGAAGGAUCACUUUGUUUUAUUUGGCGACAUCUUAUUUAUUGUUGACAUUUUCAAUACGAUGCAAAUGACUUCAAAUAAAUUUUUGUAUUGUAAUCACC